AUGAUAGACGCUACUUCUUUCUUGAUUUUCAGCGUUUCGCUGCGCAGGGAAGCAUUUGCGCUGAGUGGACUAGUCUUGGCGGCCGCUCUGCUAGCAAGCCUUCUGGCUGGUUGGGAAACGAGGCCGAGGAAGAGGCUGUCCUUGCCUGUGGCAGGAAGAAAUACCGACAAAGACUUCAGGGAAGCACUCGCUGAGGGCCGAAACUUGUACCCUGAUAAGGCGUUCGUGCUCCCAUCAGAGCCACCAAUUGUUGUACUCCCCCACAAACUCAUCAAUGCGCUUAAGUCAGCCCCAGAAUCGCAGCUGUCGGCGGACAAAGAAGUAUGUCGUCGUGGUCUUGGGCAAUAUACCGACUUGGGAACUCCCAUGCCGGAAAUGUUCCAUGCCAUCAAAGUCGACCUCACACGUCAUGUGCGAGAUCUAGUUCCUAUCCUUCAAAGAGAAGUCGAGACCGCUUUCGAACAACAUCUUGAGCUCCAAGAAGAUGGGCAGUGGACCGAAGUGACAGCUUUCAGCUUCGUUAAGAGAAUUGUGACCAUAUUGAACGCCGUUGCUUUUGUGGGCUGCGACCUAGCGAGGAACCCGGAGUGGCAAGAUAUCGCUUUCAACUAUUCGGCAGACCUUCGAAAAGCGUUUGAUGCUCUCAACAGGUGGCAUCCGUGGCUUCGACCGUUCGUCCAUCCAUUAAUCUUCUAUCAUAUUGGAUUUUCAACAAGACGAAGUCGGGUUGCUGAGUUGUUGCGAGCUACUAUUCACGAGUCUGAUACCAAAGGAACCGGGACUCACGCCUUGACAAAUUUUAUUCGAAAGCGGCUUGACGAUAGACGUCGAAAUGAUACGAAACUGCUCGCCAGGAUGCAGCUUCGAGCUGCUUUGGCAGGCGCAGACACUGUCGCACAGGCGCUCACAAAUGCGAUAUUUGACGUUGCAUCGGAGCCAAGUUACUCUGAGACUUUGAGAAACGAGGUGUCUUCAUUGGUCUCUGACGCGCCUGGAGGUACUUGGGAUAUGGGAGUGCUGAGAAGCAUGUCGAAAUUGGACAGUCUACUUCGAGAGUCGGCCAGAGUCUAUGCCCCAUUUCUAGUCGCAAUGGGUCGCAUCACCACAUCGUCGUUGGAGCUAGGUGAUGGAAGUGUAGUUCCGAAAGAUACGACCGUUUACUUUGACAUGUAUCACGCUCAUAGAUCAUGCGAUGUCCAAAACGACGCAGGCAUCUCAACCUUUGACGCCUUUAGAUUUAGUCAGCGGCGGGAAGAGCAGGGUCUUCCGAACAAAUAUCUUGCUGCAACUACUGGGCCGGACAACCUGCCAUUUGGCCACGGAGCUCACUCAUGCCCUGGGCGAUUCUUCGCAGUUGCUGAGAUGAAAGUCAUUUUGGCUCACUUGUUGCUCAACUACGAUGUGAGGCUAAGUGGUGGAAAGAGACCAGAGGCUGGUUAUUGGGGAAUUGCCGUGGUCAUGGAUAGAAAUGCCAAGAUCUUGUUUGGCGCCAAAGUGACCGAGCUCGACAUCAAUAACGUAUCAGGUAUGAUCCUUCGUGUGACAAAGUCAGGAUCGUUUGGUAACAUUGACAUGACCGCUGCAGAUGAUGAUCUUCUAGAGCUCAAAAGGGCUGUUCUAGAUCACAAAUUGAUCAUAAUUAAGGGACAAGAAAAUCUCCAGCCAAUCAAACAAUGGGAACUAGUCACUCGCUUGGACCCUAACGCAAGGCCGCAAAACCCAGAAUUAUUCAUGAAGGACUUUCACCCAGACGGUGGAGGUAUUCUGAAAGCGAGAGGAGUGACCGGCGUCCCCAGUGCUGAGAAUGUCCACGUGAUCGGCAAGGGAUUCCUCGGUGAAGACCACUAUGGGCUGAAGAACCUCAACAUCACCAAGUCCUUCUCAUAUGAAAAUCACUAUCCUACUCUCCCAAAAGAAGAGCUUGAGAAAGGUCAUACUAGGUUUCAAGGAUGGCACUUCGAUGCGCCGCUUUACAGUCGAGAUCCGCCAAUCUUCACGGCCUUUCGUGUGAUUAAGCUGCCCAAAGGGCCUGAUGUUAACAUCGCAUGGGAUAACGGAUCGGGCUUGAGCAUGAGAUCAGCACCUGGUCUCACGCCAUUCUUCUGUUGCUCGCAGCUGUAUGAGGAGCUUCUUACUGAAGAAGAGAGGGAAGUUGUCGACAACAGCUGGGUUGAGUACGCGGCGCUGCCCUACGAGUGGAAUCGAAACUGCAAAAUGUUUCCGACCGGACUUGGCAUUGUCAGCCAGGGCAGGGAACUGUCUGACAAUGAUUUCGAUUCCAUUGGAGUAGACCAUUCUAAAAUCAAGAGGUACCCGAUGGUAUGGGUGAACCCUGAGACCGGCCGCAAGUCUUUUCAAGUCCAGGCCAACGCCGCCAAAAAGCUCUACUUACGUCGAAGUGCAGCCGACGAACCCAAGGUCAUUACCGAGCUUUCUGAGGUUCGUCGUUUCUUGAUUGACAUUCAGUCACGAAUCUUAAAGCCAGAGUAUAUCCUAGUACCUCCUGAAGAGGAGGGGGAUCUACUCUUGUGGGACAAUUGGAGCACCAUGCACACGCGUGUAGACUACCCAGCAGAGUAUGGACCGAAAGCUUGCCAUCAAGCUGGAACAAAUGCCAGUGUCAGCCCCAAGGGCCCGACGCCAAUUCCUCAUUCUAUCACAAGACAAUUUGCAGACGCAACUCGAAUUGGUAGUGUUUUGGGAAAGCCUAGCACUGGUCAGCCUGGAGUCCUGGCGGCUGUCCAUUAG
This is a messenger RNA of Colletotrichum gloeosporioides, 2748 nucleotides long. Its product is annotated as Cytochrome P450 monooxygenase gliF. The transcript is spliced from 6 exons. Gene Ontology annotation, molecular function: heme binding; monooxygenase activity; iron ion binding. The record is from RefSeq and is a predicted model, not a curated record. Lineage: Eukaryota; Fungi; Ascomycota; Sordariomycetes; Glomerellales; Glomerellaceae. Bases 1 to 2748 code for a protein of 915 amino acids.